CGUCCUGCGGACCGACGCGCUGGGUCCCGCUGCCCCCGGAGGGUGUGGGCUGCUGACUUGUUCUCUUUGCUGGUGGGGCUGCAGCAUUUCCUGUGUUACACCUGCCAGGAGUACGUGGAAGACCUGGCCAAAAUCCCCAGGAGUUUCUUACAGGAGGCAAAUGUCACCCUUAUAGUGAUUGGACAGUCAUCCUACCAUCAUAUUGAGCCUUUUUGCAAACUGACUGGGUAUUGUCAUGAAAUCUACGUUGAUCCUGAGAGAGAAAUUUAUAAAAGAUUAGGAAUGAAAAGAGGUGAAGAAGUUACCUCCUCAGGACCGAGCCCCCAUGUAAAGUCAAACAUACUCUUGGGAAGCAUGUGGAGCCUGUGGCGGGCGGUGACCGGCCCUCCUUUUGAUUUUCAAGGAGACCCAGGUCAGCAAGGUGGGACCCUCAUUGUAGGUCCAGGUCACUACAUCCAUUUUAUACACCAUGACAGGAAUAGACUGGAUCACAAACCCAUCAACUCUGUUUUACAACUUGUAGGAGUCCAGCAGGUGGACUUCACAGGCAGACCUUCAGUCAUCCAUGUGUGACAGACAGACUGUCACUUUCAGAUGGACCCUGAGACAUGGCGCGAAAUGUUGGAGUGUAUCCUUGUGCAGUGUCUACUCUGUCAGCCCUUGAGGAGUUCUGAAAACAUAGAGACAUGUACCCGUUGAACCACAUGCUGAGAGGCAUUGAUUGUCAAAAAUGUGAUGUAUAUUUAUAAUUUUAUGGCUUUUAUAGUUUUAAACAGAAUUUUAUUUAUACAAAAUAAAACU
Messenger RNA from Myotis brandtii (Brandt's bat), 801 nucleotides. It is a transcript of the gene PRXL2C, whose product is annotated as AhpC/TSA antioxidant enzyme domain containing 1. The record is from RefSeq and is a predicted model, not a curated record. The transcript is spliced from 5 exons. The annotation marks the transcript as partial. NCBI's taxonomy places the organism in Eukaryota, Metazoa, Chordata, Mammalia, Chiroptera, Vespertilionidae.